AAAACAUGUCGUGUGAGCCGCGCAGCAUUGUUCUGUUACCGCGGAGUAAGUGUGUGGGAGCUGCUGUCCGUGCAGAUUCGCAGUUCAGUGUCUGCGUUAUCGUCAGCAGCUGGUUCGGGUUGACGAGUUCCUCUGUUUUCUGUUUGGGGUUUUUGCAGUGUCGUGAUUUUUACGUUGCAUUCCUCUUGACGGUACAGCGGCUGCAGAAGCACAGUAAACUAGACAAAGUGCAGGAGCCGGUACUGCUGCAGGAAACAGUAACAGAGUAACUUGUUCGGCAAAGGGGUUUGGUUUUUUGGGAGCAUUCAUUGUAGCACGUAGUGAAAAUGUCAAUAUCAAGGUCGAAGCUGGCUGCAGGUCUAGGGGUGGCAGGGCUGAUGACGGCUGUCUUUGGCACUGUGCUGGUGUUCGUCGUUCCACUCAUUGUAGACCAGCAAAUCGUAAAGAAUGUGCAGAUAAACCCCCACAGCGGCAUGCCUUACACCAUGUGGAAAGACGUGCCUGUGCCUUUCUUCAUGUCUGUCUACUUCUUUGAGGUCCUCAAUUCCAACGAGAUUCUUCAGGGGGAAAAGCCUGUGGUGAGACAGAGGGGUCCCUAUGUGUACAGGGAAUUCCGUCAGAAAGACAACAUAACAUUCCACGACAACAACACCGUGUCGUACAGAGAGUACCGGCAGUAUCACUUCUUCAGGAACAUGUCCAUAGGGGACGAGACCGACAUCGUUGUCAUCCCCAACAUGCUGGUGUUGGGAGCUGCUGUGAUGAUGGAGGACCUGCCCUACGCGAUGAAGCUGGUCUUGAGCGCGGCUUUCAAAACGUUCAACGAGAAGCCCUUCCUGAGGCGGAGCGUGGGGGAGCUGAUGUGGGGGUACGAAGACCCCCUGGUCGACUUUCUCAACAACUUCUUCCCAGGCAUGAUCCCCUUCAAGGGCAAGUUCGGGCUGUUCGCUGACUUCAACAACUCCAACACCGGACUCUUCACAGUGCAUACAGGCGUGGACAACAUCAGGAAGGUUCACAUGGUGGAUUCAUGGAACGGGUUAAAAAAGGUAAAUUACUGGAAUUCAGAGCAGUGCAACAAGAUCAAUGGGACUGCAGGACAGAUGUGGCCUCCUUUCAUGACCCCAGAAACCACUCUGCCUUUCUACAGCCCGGACGCCUGCAGAUCGAUGGAGCUGGUGUACGAGAGAUCCGGGGAGAUGCUGGGCAUCCCCACAUACCACUUCGUGGCUCCAAAGACCAUGUUUGCUAACGGGUCGGUGUACCCCCCCAACGAGGGCUUCUGCCCCUGUAGAGAGUCUGGCAUCCAGAACGUCAGCAGCUGCAGGUUCAACUCCCCUGUUUUUAUCUCCCACCCUCAUUUCUACAACGCGGACCCCGUGCUGCUGCAGACGGUGGAUGGCUUGCACCCCAAUGAGGAGGAGCAUGGGCUGUUCAUCGAUAUCCACCCGAAAACUGGUAUUCCAAUGAACUGCUCCAUCAGACUGCAGCUGAGUCUGUACAUCAAACAAGUAUCUGGCAUAUCGGAGACUGGAAGGAUCAGUCCGGUGGUCAUGCCUAUGAUCUGGUUUGCGGAGAGCGGGUACAUCGACGGACCCAUCCUGGACACGUUCUAUAACAACCUGGUGCUGCUUCCCUCUGUCCUGGACUACAUGCAGUACGUCUUCAUCGCACUGGGAGGGCUGAUGCUCGUCGCUGCCGUGUUCCUGGGGAUAUGUAACAAGAAACAUCCCUGGAAAACUGACCGAGACGAAACCACUUCUACUGCAGAGAGGACUCCUCUAUUGAACUAACCUAUCAAUGCUAACCUACAAUCCGCCUGGAAAUAGCAAGCGCCCCUGCUGCUGUCUGGGCUGAAGGAUCUCACGCACGCACGCACACGCACACACGUUCUCUGGACUCACCUCAAACUGCUUCAGCAGUCCUGCAGUAACGCUCCAGUCCACUCUGUGUUUAGGGUUACAGGAGACUAAAGGAUGUGUGUAUCUGUGUGUGAAGGAGCGCACACAACAUGGAUUCAAGCAGAAUUCAACACGUUUCCUUUAUUGAUUCCAAUAAUCAACAAUCACAUUUUUACAGCUUUAUCAUGAUCAUUAUACACAAUAAUGAGGUCACUAGUGAUUCACAGAAAUGAAGCAAUAAUUCGUUACCAGCUUGUGGAAGAAAGCAGAGGACACGGCGCUGGUGUGUGUUCACGGACGAUCUUCAUUACUUCUCGAAUGCCUGCUCUUUAUACAGUAUCCUUGCAUGCAAAGCGAAUUGCUGGCUUAUCUCUGUGUGUCAGAAAUGUCCUGCUUGCACCAGACGAGGUGAGCUCAGUUCUAUUGCCCCUUUCUCAGGCAAUAAAACG
This is a messenger RNA of Acipenser ruthenus (sterlet), 2350 nucleotides long. Its product is annotated as scavenger receptor class B member 1-like. The coding region runs from base 327 to 1793 and encodes 488 amino acids. Gene Ontology annotation, cellular component: caveola; cytoplasm. NCBI's taxonomy places the organism in Eukaryota, Metazoa, Chordata, Actinopteri, Acipenseriformes, Acipenseridae. The transcript is spliced from 12 exons. Gene Ontology annotation, biological process: plasma lipoprotein particle clearance; cholesterol efflux; recognition of apoptotic cell. Gene Ontology annotation, molecular function: lipid binding; scavenger receptor activity; low-density lipoprotein particle binding. The record is from RefSeq and is a predicted model, not a curated record.